UUGUGAAAACCAUGGUUCAAUAGAAAGGACAUUCCUUCUGUUCCUUGAUUUUCGGGCACAUCUUGUUUCUAGCCUCUGGAUGGAGACUUUUUCUCCAAAGGAACAAAACACAAACAUUCUCCCCAACCCUCUCUUCCCUUUUCUCUUUUUCAACCCAAAAACUUUUCCUUGAAAUAACAACACCAUCACCAUUUCAGGUUCACAUUGCUGUCAAACCUCAUUAUCAUCAUCAGUCAUAGCACCUACUCUCUCUUCCUCUUUUAAUGUUGAUAUAUAGCCUUGAAUCCUUCAACUGAUAUGCCAUUGCUUCUCCAAAGGGUCAUCUAUAGUUCCAUUCCUUCCCCACAUACCAACAUGGAAAUUUUGCUUUCUUUCAUUUGAUGCCACAAAAGGGGGGAUUAAAAUUUGAUUCCUUUUCAAAAUUUGAGAGAACAUAAUGCAAUUCCAUCGUUCCCUAAGAGCACAAUCAGUCUCAACACCUAUACCUGAGAAGAUCACAGAGGAGCCUUUGCCUAGCAAAGUUGCACAAAGCACCGUGACAUGUUUUUACCAAGCCAAUGUUGUGGGCUUUUGGCGGAAUGUAUCGGUUUUGUGGUGCAAAAAUCUCAUGAACCACUCCUUGCACAUCACGGUUGAUAGUGUAGGAGGUGAGGUGCAAUAUAGCUGCAAGAUUGACGUGAAGCCUUGGCACUUUUGGAGCAAAAAAGGGUACAAAACCUUUGAGGUUGAUGGCAACCAGGUUGAACUCUAUUGGGAUCUCCGGUCAGCUAAAUUCACCGGCUCCCCCGAGCCGAGCAGCGAUUACUACGUGGCCCUAGUGUCUGAUGAAGAGGUUGUGUUGUUGUUGGGAGACUACAAGAAGAAGGCUUACAAGAGAACAAAAUCUAGACCUGCCCUUGUUGAUGCCAUGAUGUUGCUCAAGAAAGAAAACGUGUUAGCCAAGAAAAGUUUCUCUACGAAGGCCCGGUUCAAUGAGAAGAGAAAAGAUAGUGAGAUUGUUGUGGACAGCUCAACUGGGGGUCCUAGUGACCCUGAGAUGUGGAUUAGCAUAGAUGGGAUUGUGCUGAUCCAUGUCAAGAACUUGCAGUGGAAGUUCAGGGGGAACCAAACUGUGAUGGUUAACAAGCAACCUGUGCAAGUGUUUUGGGAUGUGCAUGAUUGGUUGUUUAGUGGAUCAGGCUCAGGGCAUGGCCUUUUCAUCUUCAAGCCAGGGCCUCCAGAAGCUGAGAGUGAGAAAGAAGGCAGUGCUGUGGAGGGUUGUGAGAGUGAUGAUGGCAGUGUUGGGUAUUUUUCAACUAUGAAUAUCGCUACCUUUGAGUUCUGCCUCGUUCUCUAUGCCUACAAAAUUGAGUAAAGAGAAGAGAGAGCAAGUUUAUGAUAGUUGAGGGCAAAAAGUAGCAAGAUUGUAAAGUUAGUUGUGUUUUUUUAUUCUGGUGGAUGUAUUUCUUCUAUUGUGAAGCCAAUAUUGCUUAUGCAAAGUAAUUGGUAGUCCUGGUUAUUUGAAAUCAGGAUACAAUGAUUCGUAUUUGCAGGGAGAUUUUUUUUUGAAAGAAAAAAAAAACUAUUUUAAUGCUAUGGUUCAUGAACUUUUUUCAUUUUUAUGAGCCACUGCCAUAUGAGUAGAUAGCAAUGAACAUCACAAUUUUCGGCCAACCCAAGUGUGUGUUAAUGAAAAGGGUUUCUAAUGUUCUAUUGUUCUCUGUCAGGAAGGAUGUAUGCAACAAGUUUAGUCGA
This is a messenger RNA of Glycine soja, 1734 nucleotides long. RefSeq lists its product as uncharacterized. The record is from RefSeq and is a predicted model, not a curated record. The transcript has a single exon. Bases 437 to 1354 code for a protein of 305 amino acids. Lineage: Eukaryota; Viridiplantae; Streptophyta; Magnoliopsida; Fabales; Fabaceae.